AGACCGCCCUCCUAUCAGCAGGAUCGGCCCUUGAAAUUAUCGCUCCUUUGUGCUGGAGGAGCACUGUCUCCGGGGAUGUCUCUCUCCUUGUGUUGGCUUUUGGCAAGGGUAGCUUCAGAUCAGGAGCAGGGCACGAGAUGGGACUUUAUUUCCUAGAACUGUUGUCCUUUGCAGGCUGGUCAGUGGCCUUCCAAAAUGGUCCCUUUGGUCUCUUAGGUGCUUGCCCCGAUGUCCUGCAAGGGAAUUUUGCACUUUGGAAGAAGCUGAAAUCUCAUCCUGGAAACUCUUUUUAUUAAAAAAAAAAAAAAAAAAAGCACAGUACUUUGCAGGCAGGCAUUACUUCAGACUAUGCAAAGCCCAGCUGCAUGACCCGAGUUUUCUCUUUUUCUCCCCUCCAAUACCCACUUGCUUCUUUUUCUACAUUAACUUGGAAUGCUGCUUUGACGCUAUGGCAAGUACACGUCUUGGCUUGCAGGUGGAGCAUCUUUUCUUUUCCCAUCUGAAGCACCUCUUUAAAGGCAGGGGUUGAUAAUGCAUGUAUUUUUCUUUGGCUGCAUACGGAAAUAAGAUUUCUGCAAUGAUACAACCUGUCUCUUCAUUUGCUCCUGCCUGCCUAACAGUUGACCUGGCUGCUUUAAACCCGGUUGGAUGGAGGUAAAAGUCGCAAAGAUACCAAAUUCCUGUGGAUUUCGUGGAAGCAUAGAAGAAUAAGGCAGGAUGGAUGUGUACGACCCUCAGACGCUGGGUGUUAUGGUCUUUGGAGGUUUCAUGGUGAUAUCAGCCAUUGGAAUCUUUCUGGUAUCCACCUUCUCUAUGAAAGAGACAUCUUAUGAGGAAGCCUUGGCCAAGCAGCGCAAAGAGCUUGAGAAGACCCACCAGCACAAAAUGGAGAAAAAGAAGAAAGAGAAACCUGUUGAGAAGAAAGGAAAAGCAAAGAAAAAGGAAGAGAAACCUAAUGGAAAGAUACCUGAGCAGGAGCUGACUCAGGAGGUGACAGACUCUUCCAAGGAUGUAGCUCUUGAGCCUGUUGUGGUGUCUGAGCCUGUAAUUAUUGAGUCUCCAGUUGCAGCAGUGUCAGUGACCCCUCAGGAAAAGGAGAAACCUGCCCCGUCUCCUAAGGAAAAGAGGAAGAAGGAGAAGAAGGUGGCAAAGGUGGAGCCUGCUCCUAGCCCAGUGUUGGCUUCACCUCCCAUCAGUGUCCCCAAGAGUUCCCCUGUCUUGGAGGUGACCUCCAAAGAAGUGCCUGUUGUGGCUGUGCCACCAGUUGGCACACAGCAAAGCGCUCCAGUCAUCAACUCUGUUGCUGUCAAGAAAGCUGAUGCUCUUGCCACCCAUGAGGAGCAGAAGCAUGAUGGAGCUGUCAAGAAGAAGGCUGCGUCCAAGAAGAAGAGCGAGCCAGCACCCAUGGACUCAGAUGGGCCCCUCUACCUGCCCUACAAGACGCUUGUGUCUACCAUCAGCAGCAUGGUGUUCAGUGAGGGGGAGGCCCAGCAGCUGAUCGAGAUCCUGACGGAUAAAGCGGGCAUCGUCCAGGAUACCUGGCACACGGCAACACAGAAGGGUGACCCAGUUACUGUCCUAAAACGCCAGCUGGAGGAGAAGGAAAAACAACUUGCUGCCGAGCAAGAGGAUGUGUCUGCUGCCAGAAACAAGCUGCGGGAGCUGAGCAAGGAACUUGCGACGGAGAAGGCCAAGGCGGUGGCCAUCGAAAACAAGCUGAAAGAGCAGCUGCUUGCUCGCGAACGGGAGAUUGCUGCUGUUCAAGCCCGAAUGCAGGCUAGCUACCAGGAUCACGUGAAUGAAACACAGCAGCUCCAAGGAAAGAUCCGGACUCUGCAAGAGCAACUGGAGAACGGCCCCAACACCCAGCUUGCUCGCCUGCAGCAGGAGAACUCCAUCCUGAGGGAUGCACUCAACCAAGCCACCAGCCAGAUGGAGAGCAAGCAAAAUGCUGAGCUGGCAAAGUUACGACAAGAAUGCAGUAAGCUGGCGAAAGAGCUGUCCGAAAAAUCGGAGAUGCUGCAGCAAGAGGAGCAGCAGAAAAAGACUUGGGAAAUCAAAGCGAUGGCCUCUGAGAAGCAGAUCGAGCAGCUACAGACUUCCCAAAGAGAGGUGGAGGCGACGCUGCAGAAGAGGCUGGAUGAAGUAAGCGACGAGCUCCGCAAAACCCAGAGCAGCUACAAAAGUCUGCUAGCAGAGACAGAAAAGGCCAAAGGACAGCAGCAGAGCAUGGCUGAGCUGCAGGCCAAGCUGCUGAGCUCCGAAGCAGAGGUUAAAAGCAAAUUGUUGGAGCUUGACAGCCUGAAGGGGAAACUGCAGGAUGCCAGGUCGGAGAACAUGAAGCUCGUGGAGAGGGUCAAAUCCAUUGAAGCUCUGCUGGAAGCAGGCCAGAUGAGGGAGGCAGAAAAAGACAGAGACUUGCAGGCAGCCAAUGAAGCAGAAAUGAAGCAGCUGCGGUUAAGGCUUGAAGAAAAAACAGGCCAGCUCUCAGCCUUGGAAAGGGAAGCAGCAGAGCUGAGAGAGACAGUGGAGCAGCAGAAGACAAAAAACAAUGACCUCCGUGAGAAGAACUGGAAAGCAAUGGAAGCGUUAGCCACAGCGGAGAAGGCAUGCGAAGAAAAACUAUGUGCUGCCACAAAAGCAAAGGAAGAAUUGUAUCAACAACUUGACAUGUUCCAGAUGCGAACCAAGAAGACGCUGCUGUCUGUCUUCCCGGAAGUCGCCGUCUCCUCGCAGCAGGAUUAUGAUAUGUGGCUACAAGAGUUUAAGGAGAAGGCAGUGGAUGUGCUAAAGCAACACCUGACUGCAAGAGAGGACGUGGAUUCAGCGCUUAAAUUAAAAGAGGCAGAGGAAGCGCAAAGCACUUUACAAGCAGAAUGUGAGCAAUACAGAGCUAUCCUUGCAGAGACGGAAGGGAUGCUGCGAGACCUGCAGAAGAGCGUGGAGGAGGAGGAGCGAGUGUGGAAAGCAAAGCUCACAGUGUCUGAAGAGGAGCUACAAAAGUCACAAGUCCAGUUGAAAUCCCUUGAAGACAUGAUAGAGAAGUUGAAAGCAGAGUUGCAGAGCACAGACCAGUUAAAGCAAUACACCUCUCUUCUGGAAGCACAACUGCAAAAUCACUUGGAGACAGCCAGCUCUGAACGCCAAAACUAUACAAAAGAAGUUGAAGUUUUGAGGCAGCUGUUAUCAGAGUCCCAGGAGCAGCUAGAGGCAGCGAAGACAGAAACGCAGAAGCAGAGCAAGGAGCUGGCCCUGGUCAGGCAGCAGUUGAGUGAGAUGAAGAGCCACGCGCAGGGUGGAGUAGAGGGGUUACAAGCUGACCAAAGCGAGCCCGCGCCCCUCGAGUUGAAAACUCAGCUAGAGCAAAAUGAAGCCCUUGUGGAGAAGGAGCAAGUGCUGAGGCAGAAGUUAGUGCUGGAACUGGAGGAAGCACAAAGCUCUGCAUGCAGUUUGCAAGCAGAGCUGGAAAAGCUGAGUUUGGCUGAAAAUGCAGCAACUUCUGACAUGGAGGAGACCCAGCAUCUCAAGGAAAGACUUGAAAAAGAAAAAAAAUUGACAAAGGACUUGGGCCAGGCAGCAACCAAACUACAAGAGCUACUGAAGGUUACCCAGGACCAACUGGCCAAAGAGAGAGAAACAGUGAAGAAAUUGAAAGAACAGCUUCAGGAAACGGGGGAAGAGGACGGUUCAAAGGAAGGGACUUCAGUUUGAUCACGCUGUGACCUAGAACUUACUGUUCAACUUACCAAAAUGCCUUACACAUUCCUAAAAUAAAAAUAUAUGCUCAAUUUACUGUAGAUAAAAGAUACAAGCCAUUAGUGACUCAAAACCUAAUUCUGAAACCUUAAAAAUACCAGUAAACACUGCAGGUAUAUGUUUAUAAGAAAAUCUUCAUACUGUUUUGUACAACUAUUCCCCUGGAAGCCACUCCGACUGUGUCAGGGUGGGCACUGGGGUUCAACCCCUCUGUAGCAGCAGAAUCCAUGAAUGUGUGAAAAUGGAAGACUGUAUUUGUACAUCAAUCGGUGCAAUUAUUUUUUUGGGAGUGAAAGAAGUGUGAAAGGAAGGCCGAUGACCAUAUGAUGGAAGGAAGCCGCUCUCUGAUGGGGGGGGCUCUUGGCAUAUAUCUUCUUGUGUAUUUCUGGGUGUUGAUGCAAUUAAACUGAUGUUGUAGUGAAA
Messenger RNA from Dromaius novaehollandiae (emu), 4179 nucleotides. RefSeq names its product ribosome binding protein 1 (gene RRBP1). The transcript is spliced from 24 exons. Lineage: Eukaryota; Metazoa; Chordata; Aves; Casuariiformes; Dromaiidae. Gene Ontology annotation, cellular component: endoplasmic reticulum membrane. Gene Ontology annotation, biological process: protein transport. The record is from RefSeq and is a predicted model, not a curated record. Bases 718 to 3711 code for a protein of 997 amino acids.